This is a messenger RNA of Funneliformis mosseae, 156 nucleotides long. Lineage: Eukaryota; Fungi; Glomeromycota; Glomeromycetes; Glomerales; Glomeraceae. The record is from the annotation of a GenBank genome assembly.
AUGAGUAUCUCCAAUUGUAAACGAGAUAGAGGAAUUGUUUCACCUGCACCUUUUAUUGAAGCUCCAUCUUUGUCUUGUAAUGAAGAUAAUUAUAUAGAAAAUCUGAGGAAUGUUAAAGCAAACAUUGUGACUUUAUUGAGUAAUGUAAAAGGAUAA